Molecule: messenger RNA, 1608 nt
Organism: Tripterygium wilfordii
Lineage: Eukaryota; Viridiplantae; Streptophyta; Magnoliopsida; Celastrales; Celastraceae
Exons: 5
Coding region: 1-1608 (535 amino acids)
Source: RefSeq, a predicted model, not a curated record
AUGAAAAAGGAAAAGCUUAAUGUAUGGAAGAUAACAGUAAUUAAAGGGCAGCACACAUGUACAAAUGCGUCACUGCAUCAGGGUCAUCGACAGUUGGAUUCAGAAUAUAUCGCAGAGGAGGUGCUACCUAUGGUAAGAGCAGAUUUGAAAAUAAAUAUAGUAGCUAUUCAGGCCUUUGCUAGUUCUCAGUUACAAUUGUUGCAAGCAAUACAAGUUGCAAAUCCAGGGUCGGUGGUUAAUUUUAACUAUAAGGACAUUGUCAGCAAUCGGGCUACGUUUGGUCGUGUAUUCUGGGCAUUUUGGCCUUGUAUAGUCGGCUUUCAAUCCUCUCGUCCUUUGAUAAGUAUUGAUGGCACACAUUUGUAUGGGAAAUACAAAGGCAAAUUGUUGAUCGCGGUUGGGUUUGAUGCAGAUAACGGCCUUUUCCUGUUGUGCUUUGUUAUUGUAGACGAAGAAAGUGCUGAUAAUUGGGGAUGGUUCAUAGCAUGCAUUCGUUCUUAUGUUACCGAUCGAAGAGGCAUUUGUGUGUUGUCUGAUCGACACGCUGGUAUUUUGGCAGCAAUGCGUGAUGGUUGGCCAGAACCAUUUGCUUAUCAUAGGUAUUGCUCGAGACAUUUUGUGAGUAAUUUCAACACCCAUUUUAAAGAUAAAGAUUUGAAACAAGCGGUUGUCACAAUGGCUAACGAAGAAUCUAAGAAUAAAUUCGACUUUUGGAUGUCGUGUGGUAAGGAUUUGAACAUUGUUGCGUGGGAGCACCUAAAUAGUGCCAGGAAAGAAAAGUGGAGUAAAGCAUAUGAUGAUGGCCACAUAUACGGUAACAUGACUACUAAUAUGUCUGAAAUCUUCAAUAGUGUUCUGAAAGGUGGAAGAUUUUUGCCUAUUACAACACUGGUUCAUCUGACAUUUUACAGGUGCAACAAAUAUUUUGUUAAGAGGAGGAUUGAAGCAGAAGAAUUUAGAUUACGAGGGAUUGAUUUGCCACCGCAAGUUUUUGGACAUAUUAGUUGUGAGACUGCGAAGUCUAAGCGGGAACAAGUCCGAAUGUUCAACCAUAAUCCUCCUACAUUUGAGUGUUGUUCAGCUAAUAGAAUCGAUUGGAGUAUAUAUAUGGAGCCAUAUUUUACAAUUGGGGCAUAUGAAAGCACAUAUGCCCCAGUUUUUAGUCCGAUACCCGAUGAGACAUGUUGGCCUGAUUAUUUAGGACCGAUGGUUGUCGUUGAUGAUGCACAACGAAGGAAAAGGGAAGGUCGCCCCAAGUCAACCAGGCUUAGGAAUGAUAUGGAUGCACGGGAAGGUCGCACUACAAACAAGUUCAAGGAGCUGACGGAUGGCGUGGACAGGGGUGGAGGAUCAUCGAGUCAUGCUAGAGUAGCCGGUGUCCGCAUUACUAGGGAGUCUCGUCCUAGUUCAGACAAUCAAUCUGUUCUUCAUAUGCAGUCAAACCAUCGUUUGGAAGACAUUUGGCGUGGACAGGAUACAGGAGAACCAAUCAGAUUUGGGCAGCAUAUGUUCUGGCCAUUGGAUCCACGAGUUAGACCUUAUGUUAUCCAGGCAGGUUUCUAUGGUAUCACCCAGAUAGGUAACAUAAACUUGAUAAUGGAUUACUAA